AGGAAGGAAAAUAUAAGAAUACCCACAAAGGGGAAGAAUUCUAAAAUCGAGAACCGGCUAAGAUUGAAAAUGGCAACAUAGUAAUCUCCGUUUACAAACAAAGUAAUGUCCGUUUACAAACAAAGCACACCAAAGCUGAAGCUUAGCUAAGCUAAAGCUUAGCUAAGCUAAAGCAUGUCCGUUGCGCAAUUAACGAAUAUGCCACCCCACCAGGUCCUCCUCUUCUCUUGAGCAUUAACGCGUGUCAUCUACGUGUUUCAGUUCUCUUCUCUCCAGAUGUCCAAAAACCCAAGAACCCACCUCCCUCUGUAACAAAAUUCAGCUUCUUCCUGAUUUUUUUCCCCUUUUGUUUCUUGUUGUUGAGGACGGAGCAAAGAGUAAUCAAUGGCAUGGAGUUUGGGAGCUGAAAGUUUUGAGAUUGGUGGUAGAUUUGUUUAUUACAGUGGAAAUGGAAUCCAUUGGUGGAAUGAGAUCGAUCAUUCAGAAGAAUGGCAAAGAGGCAUUUUCUAUUUCCUGUCUGCAUCUUAUGCAUUGAUCUCCAUCAUUGCCCUGAUACAACUUUUUCGCAUCCAAAUGAGAGUGCCAGAAUAUGGGUGGACGACGCAAAAGGUUUUCCACUUGAUGAAUUUUGUUGUGAAUGGAUUGAGGGCUGUCCUUUUUGGUCUAUACAAGGAUGUGUUUCUCAUUAGACCGAAGGCCCUUGAAAUUGUGCUUUUGGAUCUUCCCAGCCUCCUAUUCUUUUCAACAUAUACAUUAUUAGUGCUGUUUUGGGCUGAGAUAUAUCACCAGGCAAGAAGUCUUCCUAUUGAUAAACUCAGGCCCUCUUAUUAUAUUAUCAAUGCAUUUGUCUACCUCACACAGGCAUGCAUCUGGAUAUACAUACGAUUGAGUGGAAGUCCUACUGGGGUGGAACUAGCAAAACUCUUCUUUUCAAUUAUUUCAUUCUGCACUGCUCUGGGAUUCUUGGUAUAUGGUGGGAGGUUGUUUAUCAUGCUCAGCCGGUUCCCCAUUGAAUCUAGAGGUCGUCAAAAGAAGCUUUAUGAGGUUGGCGCUGUGACCGGAAUUUGCUGUACUUGUUUUUUGAUAAGAUGUUUUGUGGUUGCCGUCUCGGCCUUCAACAAGAAAGCUAAUCUUGAUGUUCUAUAUCAUCCCCUUCUUAAUCUCAUCUAUUACAUGAUGGUGGAGAUUGUACCAUCUUCUCUGGUGCUCUUCAUCUUGCGGAAGCUGCCCCCCAAGCGCAUCUCCGAUCAAUAUCACCCCAUAAGAUAAGCAAUCGACUCUGUCACAGGCAUUGUCAAGAAACUGUUUCAGAAAGAAAGAGUGGGAAAUUGCAGAAGAUUCUUUGGUUGCUUGAGCUGUUGUUUGAUUUUGGCUGCUUUCAACAGAACUUCCAUCUCUCUUUCUUGUACAUUCUGAAUACUUUUAGUCAACGAAUUGUGCUGCUGUGUUGUGUUAAAUUCAUUCUUUUGCUUGAAUAACUUUAUAGAGUAUCAAACAGAAUCUGAAAUCUUUUCUGCUGCAUGCAAGUUCUGAACCA
Messenger RNA from Manihot esculenta (cassava), 1537 nucleotides. RefSeq names its product tobamovirus multiplication protein 1. The coding region runs from base 385 to 1269 and encodes 294 amino acids. NCBI's taxonomy places the organism in Eukaryota, Viridiplantae, Streptophyta, Magnoliopsida, Malpighiales, Euphorbiaceae. The transcript is spliced from 11 exons. The record is from RefSeq and is a predicted model, not a curated record.